UUUGUCAAAGUUAUCGUAGAUAUGGCUGCGAUAGUGGCUCAGGUCACCGGAUUCUUUGUGUGGCCACUUUUGGAGAACAAGCCAGUCCUAUGGUUGAUUCCAGUUUCCGCGCUUUGCAUAUCUCUGGGAUGGUGGGAAAACUAUGUUACUCGGCAGAGUCCUAUAGGUAUAAUCAAAAGUUUAGCAAGACUCAAAGAUGGAUUAAAUUUCUCCCGCUACUACACCUAUCGGUUCAUGUCCAUUUGGAAAAUCUUUGUCUUUAUGAUGUGCAACCUGUUUUUCAUAUGGCUCGAGGGCGACGAACCCAGCAUGUUCUUCCAAUUGUUCAAUGCUGGGUUUGGACAACAUAACAUUGUUGUAGAAGAAGUGAGUUGAAUUA
Molecule: messenger RNA, 379 nt
Organism: Manduca sexta (tobacco hornworm)
Lineage: Eukaryota; Metazoa; Arthropoda; Insecta; Lepidoptera; Sphingidae
Product: chitin synthase chs-2-like
Exons: 2
Coding region: 22-375 (117 amino acids)
Source: RefSeq, a predicted model, not a curated record